AUGGACCAGCUGAACCUAACCUCUGCUAACCUCUCCAGCUCCUCGAGUGACAGAGCACAAGCUUCGAUCCCGUGGAGCUUUACAUCUCUGGUUUCAGCAGGACUCAUGUCACUGUGCUUCCUCGUGGGAUUCCCUGGAAAUAUAGCUGUUUUAAUCCUCAGACCAAACUGGCAGCAGCUGUCCAGACUGAGCCAGUGUCUGAUGAUGAACUUGGCCAUGUCUGACCUGCUGUGCUUGGUUACUCUGCCUCUUUGGAUCUACGCUGUAUUUUAUGGCUGGGCUCUGGGUGCUGUCGGAUGUAAGAUCGUGGCAUUUCUGGUAUAUUGCAGUCUCUACAGUAGUCUGCUAACCAUAACUGCUCUGAGUGUCCAGCGCUACAUGCAGAUUGUGCACCCACAUAGAUGUAUCCAAUUCAAGAAGAGACUUCUUGUCCUGAUGUGGCUCAUAUCAGUGGUUCCCUCCAUCCCUGUGUUAGUGGUUCGACAGAUCAUCGAAGUAAAUCAGCAAAAGAUUGACUGUUCUCCAAAAUACUCCUCACAUGCCCAACAUUUGGCUAUGUUGCUCACUGAAUGCUUUUUUGGACUAAGCUCAUUGAUCAUAACAGCGUGUGCUUAUAUUUUUCUGUACAGAAAGUUAAAACAGGCAGUAUUUUUCAAUAAUCCAUCCACUGUCAAGCUUGUUACCAUUAUCACAGUGACAUUUUUUGUACUAUGGAUGCCAUACUUGAUUUUUAAUCUUCUGAUGGUUGGUGGGAUUUUAAGUAACAACCUGAAGAUAGUUUGGUUUUAUUAUUCUGGCUUUAACAUUUUUACAAGUUUAACUUUUAUCAACAGUAGCAUAAAUCCACUUCUCUACGCGUUUGCAAAUGGACUAUAUCCCUCUGCCCUCAGGAUGGAGGUACAGGGCGAUCAGGUGCAGGAGGGCACAGUUCGGUAG
Molecule: messenger RNA, 936 nt
Organism: Periophthalmus magnuspinnatus
Lineage: Eukaryota; Metazoa; Chordata; Actinopteri; Gobiiformes; Gobiidae
Product: leukotriene B4 receptor 1-like
Exons: 2
Coding region: 1-936 (311 amino acids)
Biological process (GO): G protein-coupled receptor signaling pathway; immune response
Cellular component (GO): membrane
Molecular function (GO): G protein-coupled receptor activity
Source: RefSeq, a predicted model, not a curated record